UCCGAUACUGCUGUGUACUUUCCCGGCAGUCAGAAGUCUCCUGCCGAGGAUCGAAUGUGCGUCGAUAAGGCCGACGGAACGAUUAAAGCCCUCUAUCACGCAGCUAAUUAAUUAGAACCGGAGAUUGCAGGCUCUCGAAAAUCCUAUUUUCUCGGGAAUAGGACCCGACGUUUCGAGCAGGAGGGAUACAUCGGACACCGAGCUAUCUGAAAUCUCAUUUGGGAUACCGUCGGAAAUUGAACGCUCGGAUCGUGAUGGAGGAGACGACGCUACCGACCUUCUCGUCCGUGUUUUCCAGCGCGUCGAACGAAGCCUCGACGAAGGCCGACGUGGAGGACAUGGUGCAGCAGUGGCUGGAGAACGAGGCGUUACCGGGCUUUCGCAUCUGGCAGCUCGCCGGCAUUGUUCUCUCCGCACUGCUGAGCAUCGUCGUCGGGUUGUGCUGUUGCAUCCGCUUCCGCGUGCCCCGAACGAAGCAGGAGAUCGAGGCGGACUACAUUCGCAAGAGGAUCACCAAGAGCUUCCGGAACGAGCUCUCGAAGAUCAGCAACACAGAGAUGGACGAGAUGGAUCUGCAGAAAGCUCUGGACAGAAUUCGAAACGAGUACAAGGGGGACACGUCCGCGUUAGCGAAGGAGUGCGCGGAAAUGGCACAGCGGAGGGGCUUUCAGUCCAGAUUUAACGCCUUGCUCGGUGGGAUGCGUGUGCGUAUCAGUCAACACGAGCACGUGGAGUCGAAUAUCACGAUCUAACGACGGCGGUUUGUCCCCUCGAUGUCCUGUGCGAGAGGGUUGAAACGAAUUCCUCUUGAGUGUACGCUGCCAUAAUUUUCGCAUAUUAGUCGCAUAUUAAUUAUUUUAGGGAUGUCAAGGGAACAGAGCAAGAGAAGAACAAGAUGUAUGAAAGUGAAUAUAAAUAAAACGUAUCUCUCCUGAUGGAAAUGUCUUAUUGAAAAUAGUGAAAUUUCGUGCUCAAGUAUAUUUGAAAAUCUCUCGCAAGUCACCCUGUUUCAUUAUCAUUUUAUCAUUGUUUCAGUAAAAAUUUUGUGAAUUUUAUAAUUUUUUUUUAUUACUUUACAACAGUACAUUUUAACUUUUCUUCUUUCACAGCAUUGCAUUGAAUUUUAUAAGGAAAAUUAUGAUUCGUUUUGAUUUCAUAAUACUUUCAACAAAAUAUUUCCAUCCGAGUUCUCUGAUA
Vollenhovia emeryi is the source of this 1197-nucleotide messenger RNA. RefSeq lists its product as uncharacterized. The record is from RefSeq and is a predicted model, not a curated record. Lineage: Eukaryota; Metazoa; Arthropoda; Insecta; Hymenoptera; Formicidae. The transcript is spliced from 2 exons. Bases 255 to 752 code for a protein of 165 amino acids.